Molecule: messenger RNA, 342 nt
Organism: Angiostrongylus costaricensis
Lineage: Eukaryota; Metazoa; Nematoda; Chromadorea; Rhabditida; Metastrongylidae
Source: the annotation of a GenBank genome assembly
AUGGGGAAGUGGGGGUGGCUCAAUCAGCUCACCACCAUAAACGGAGUUACAAAGACAAGGCUCCUUGGAGGUGCUAAGAAGAGAAAGAAGAAGGUUUAUACUACUCCAAAGAAGAUUAAGCACAAGAGAAAGAAGAUUAAGCUAGCUGUGCUGAAAUAUUAUGAGGUCGAUGAUAAUGGGAAGAUCCGGCGCCUUCGCAUGGAGUGUCAGUCGCCAUCAUGUGGCGGAGGUGUCUUCAUGGCCGCCCAUGAAAACAGAUAUUAUUGCGGCCGUUGUCACGAUACUCUUGUUGUUGAAGAACCCGUUGCCUCAACAAAAACUAAGGGCAAAGGGAAGAAAUAA